Molecule: messenger RNA, 1274 nt
Organism: Vitrella brassicaformis
Lineage: Eukaryota; Vitrellaceae
Source: the annotation of a GenBank genome assembly
GUGGUGGGGGGCGAGGGGCAGCAGACGGGCGAGAAGCCUCGAGUGGUCGCGCUGGGGGGCGAGGGCGGCAUUGAUGGCCGACAUGACGACCUCGGACAGCUCACUCAGCACUAUGGCGUACUCAGCCAGCACCAGGUGACGAUGACGGCCGUCCCUCUCGGUUGCUGUGGGUAUGCGGGCGAUGGAUGGGGCCGCACCGCUCCGCAGCAGCACACGGAUGGUGGUCUUGUGCUGGCGGAUCCGUCUUGAGUGCCACUCGCCCAGCGCUUCUCCCUGUCCAUGCUGCUGCUGCUGCUGCUGUUGGAUGACGAUUCUGAGCAUCUCGGCAGCGACGGCGAGUGGUGUCCGAUGAGGCUGGGGGGGCCUUCCUCGGUUGAUGUCAUCGGCUGUGAUCCGGCGGCACAGCCACUCAGCCAAGAUGGCGGAGCCAGCUUUUGCUGCCAAGUGCAGUGGCGUGUAGCCGAUGGUGUCUCUUGCCGUCAUGUCGGCUCCGUGGCUGGUGAUGAGGGUGAGGUACUGAUCGAUGAAUUGCUGGGAGAAGGUGGAGGGGGCGGUGGCUGCCAAAUGGAGCAGACUGUCUCCAGCAGCGGACCGUUCGGCUGCGAGAGUGCUGUCGUGUUGGAUCAGCCUGCGAUAGAUGGACAUGAGGGCAGCCUCGUACUCACGAGUGGGUGGAGGGGCAGCACCACCGACGCAGGGAAGCUCCAUCACCGGGCCCCAAAUUCCCCGCACGUCGGCCUGACGCGCCAGGAGGACCUCCACAGCCGUCAUAUUGCCCGCACCAACCGCCACUCUGAUGGGCCUGUCCACCCCCAUCAGCUCGCACCCGCCGCCAUUGAUGUCCGCCCCGCCGUCGAUGAGUGCACUGAGGAUGUCACGCUGCAGCUGAAGGGAGGACCACUGUGGCGGGACGACGGGCACCUGGGAGUUAUCAGCGCCGCGCGCACGGAGGAAUGGAUAGUUUAUUGGGCUGUCGAUUGCGAAAGACAGGCAGCUGUAUCGCCAGCGCCAGUAAGGGGGUCCUGUGGCGCCGCGGACAAGAAGGGCGCCGAUGGCUCUCGGGUUGGCUCCUUGCUCGAUCAGCUGUGUAACUUGGCUGACGUGAGUGAAGCUGCGGCGAGCGCAGCCCUCCAACAGCUGCCGACUCACAGCACUCACGCCCGGACUAGGAAUAAUGAUGUCGACGUCGUCCAGCCCCUUACAGCCGGGCGGCAGAGGAGGAGGUCCUUGUGAUGCGGCAGAGGACGAUUGGGCCAUUACAAUGAGUCACAGCC